CUUCCCUGGUGGAACUCUCGCGGAAAUAGUGACGUGUUCACGUUCGGUGGCUCGUUCAGCUAGCUAGGCAGAGCCGGGUAGUGACACAGCGGCCGAGUCAGAAUGUCAGAAGGGGACAGUGCUGGUGAGUCGAUCCAUGGGAAACCAUCUGUAAUCACUGUCUUCUUCACACGAGUUGGACAGGUCUAUCAGUCAUGGCUGGACAAGUCAACGCCAUUUUAUGCAGUACGAUGGGCGGCCACUCUACUACUCACGGCUGUCUACAUGAUCAGAGUGUACAUACUACAGGGUUGGUAUAUAGUAACAUAUGCUUUGGGAAUCUAUCAUCUCAACCUCUUCAUCGCUUUUCUAUCGCCAAAAGUGGAUCCUUCACUGCUUGACGAAGAUGAGGGCCCGUGCCUCCCAACCAAGCAGAACGAGGAGUUCCGCCCUUUCAUCAGGAGGUUGCCUGAAUUCAAAUUCUGGCAUUCAGCAACAAAAGGCAUCGUCAUUGCCAUGAUUUGCACAUUCUUCGAUGCCUUCAACGUGCCAGUCUUCUGGCCUAUACUUGUAAUGUACUUCAUCAUGCUCUUCUGCAUUACCAUGAAGAGGCAGAUCAAGCAUAUGAUCAAGUACAGAUACCUGCCCUUCACACACGGGAAGAAGACAUACAAAGGCAAGGAAGACACAGGGAAAGCUUUUGCUAGUUAAAAACUUCGAGUUGGCCUCUUGCCGUCAUUUUGAAAUAUCACUCGUAGUUUGGGGGGUUUGACACGGGUUCGAGUUGUGGGUUUGUUUGUUUUUUGUGUUUUCCUUUUUCUUCAGUGGGGAAAUGACAUGAGAACAUAAAAAUAAGUUUGGAUCCAUGGUUGAGUCACGUUAGCCUGGAAACAUUGCCUUUGUCUCGUAAAGAGCCUUGGAUCCUCACUUUAGGACUUCGUUCAGUAACGGCCAAACUGAGCGCUGCCUUUUGCCUUUCUAACCCUGGGGGGGAUAAUUACCAAUGAAUGGACUAGGAAUCACACAUUUAGGGAGGGGAUGGGGGAGUGAAAUGUCUUUAGUAAUUUUUUUUUUUCUUUUUUCUUCCCUCUCCCCAACGAUGGUGAUUUGUGUUCCACUUUGUCUCACAAGUGGAUAAAAUCUCCAAACAUUUGAUUCAUAUAUCCGAAUCUGUUUGUUUGUAAGAAGUUGUACAUUGAAUGUCAGUUGUAUUUCUAGAAGAACAUCGUUCAGUCUGGAAAAUUAAGGGAAAACAGUCAUCCACAAACUGAUUACUUUCAUCAUUUUUGAUGAAUUUGUGCUGCUGCUGUUCUGGCUUAUCAUUUUUCUUUUUUUGUGUGUGUGAUUGCAGAAAUGGUCGUCAUUCGUCACAUUUCACUUGAACAUGCAUUUGUCACAGGCACAACGAACGCUAGUUUCUUCCCUCAUUUGUUAAUGUUGACAUGCUCUUGUGGCCCAAAGGACACUGAAAAUCCACCCAAAACUGAUGUAAUU
Molecule: messenger RNA, 1473 nt
Organism: Thalassophryne amazonica
Lineage: Eukaryota; Metazoa; Chordata; Actinopteri; Batrachoidiformes; Batrachoididae
Gene: rer1
Product: retention in endoplasmic reticulum sorting receptor 1
Exons: 7
Coding region: 103-690 (195 amino acids)
Biological process (GO): retrograde vesicle-mediated transport, Golgi to endoplasmic reticulum; protein retention in ER lumen
Cellular component (GO): Golgi membrane
Source: RefSeq, a predicted model, not a curated record